UCUAGGGAAAUACCUUGAUCAGAAAGAGACGGAGAUCACAAGAGCGAGCAAGACCAGCCGCCCCCCACUCGGUUCAUUCACCCACGCCAGCACCUCGCCAUUUGUCCAUGCCUCAUUUUUUGCUGAUCCCUUGAAGAUUCGGACCCCAUCGAGCACGGAUCCGAGUGGGAAGACAUUGCCUCUCGCCUCUCCUGGAGGCCAUCAUGAGGCUGGUGUCCCUGGUGCUGCUCCCCACCUUCACUCUGCUGGUUUUCAGUGCUUGCAGCAUCCUCCCAGGAGCAGCGGACAGGGAGCAGAAGGUGUGGGCCAGAGAGGGCAGGUCAGCUGUGCUGCCUUGCUACCUGAACCCCGGGAAGCAGGGGAAGGUCUGGAAACAGCUGUCUGACAGGACAUCAGUGCUGUGGAAGCGCCACAGGGGAAGCGCCCACCAGAAGCCACACGUGGUGCUGGAGGUGGAGUACACUGGCCUCAAGAAGACGGCUCUGCCCAUGAGGCCCCGGGUGUCGGUCCAGGACUCUGCCUUACGCAGCGGCAACUUCUCCCUGCGAAUCGACCCCGUCAGGAGCGAAGACGCUGGCCUGUAUGAGGCGCAGGUGACCUACAACACGGAGGUCCAGAGCUGCCAUGUGGAGCUGGGGAUCGUUACAGUAACCCUCAGUCCACCCAGCCCUGUGGUAGAAAGUGAGCCUCUCCUGAUGAGCUGCAACUCUAGCCACGGGGCCAGCCUGGUGGAGACACGCUGGUUCCACAACGGGCGCCCGGUCCCCACCUCCAAGAAUGUAUACUCCUUGCAUGGGGCACUCUCCAUCCCCCGGCCCUCCAUGAGUGACUCAGGCUCCUGGCACUGCCAACUCAGAUACUCUGACAAUGUGAUCGUUUCUGCCACGCAUGACCUGAAAAUUUUAGGUUUUGAUGGCCCAGCCAACCCUGUGGUUUAUGCUGCAGCUGGCUCUGCAGCCGAUCUACCAUGCACCCUGAGAUAUCUGCCCAGUGCUUUGGGGAUCAGUGUGGUGGCAGCUCACUGGAGCCACCUUGCAGGAGGACACUUACAAGACUGGGUCGUCUCCCAGAACCAGAGCAGCAGAAGCUUCCCCCUUCAUCUCCCUGCAGUGGGGCCAGGCGAUGCAGGGCGGUACAGCUGUGUAGUCUCUGUUGGCAGCAAGACAAUUAGGAGGGAUGUGACCUUGGCAGUGGUUACAGUCACCCCAGGUAUCCCAGGACCAAUUUCUGAGGGGUCUCACUUGCUGCUCAUCUGCAGCGUCACACACCUCCAGGGGCACGAACGUUUCCAGUGGAAGCAGCUCAGCUCAGCCCCUACUAACAAGAAGCUGGCUGUGGGCACCUCCCGCAACCUGAAGGACCACAGAUCCCAAAAUGGCCCUACCUUGGACAUAGCCCAGGUGUCACAAAAAGAUGUGGGCAUCUGGGAAUGCAGUGUAUAUGGCCCAGAAGGCAGACUGGGAGCAGUGGAAUAUGGUCUGCAUAUCACAGGUGCCCAGGUCUCCAGCCCUCCCACCAUCUUCAGUGGGCAAGUUACUUUUGGGCUCACGGUCACCCUCUUCUUCCUGCUUAUGGUCUGUAUUCUGUUUCUGGCCCUACAAAAAAGGGCACGCCUUCCAGCUUCCUACCCAGCACUGGAAGGGAUAAUUGCAGUUGCUGUGCCAGAUAAGAAGGAUGUGGAGGAGAGCCAGAAAGAGACAAUCCAGCAAACUGAGUGCUGAUGGGAGUGGGGACACCAGGCCUGGUCUGCAUGGGAAGAUGAAAAUCUGUGUGCCACGCAGCAGAGAGAUGGGCACCAUGCAGACCUCUGAGGAGAGUCUAGGGAUUGCAUGAACAUUGCGUGAGGACACGGAAGCUCUGCACCUUCAGAGGGGCUGGAAGCUGCAUACCAGGGCAAGAUGAGAGUCACCGCUGCAGUAACGGGGCAGGCAGCGCAGAUGCUUUGGAGCUGUCGGAAGUAUUUGAGCAAGUAGCUAUCAUCUGCUUCAGUUUCACUUCUCUCCCAGCCUUUGCUCCUCCUUCAUGCUCUCUCCUACAGCAUUCUGUAGGGACACUCACAGACAGGAGGUGGCUGGAGCCCAGAUCCCUGGCAGCCAGCUGGUGUUUUCUCCCCAUGCUCGCUAUCUUCUCUCUCUCCCCUGACUGCCCUGCUCCAGCAUUCAUUCAGCAGUAGAGGGGACCCCACAGAGGACUGUACACAGUGAACAUUUUGAGCAUUUUAUUUUAUUAGAAACUCAUUUGAGAACAUAAAAUAA
This is a messenger RNA of Oxyura jamaicensis (ruddy duck), 2255 nucleotides long. It is a transcript of the gene LAG3, whose product is annotated as lymphocyte activating 3. Gene Ontology annotation, molecular function: protein tyrosine kinase binding; MHC class II protein binding. The record is from RefSeq and is a predicted model, not a curated record. Lineage: Eukaryota; Metazoa; Chordata; Aves; Anseriformes; Anatidae. Gene Ontology annotation, cellular component: external side of plasma membrane; membrane raft. The coding region runs from base 204 to 1721 and encodes 505 amino acids. Gene Ontology annotation, biological process: interleukin-15-mediated signaling pathway; T cell activation; positive regulation of ERK1 and ERK2 cascade. The transcript is spliced from 8 exons.